Molecule: messenger RNA, 1541 nt
Organism: Cryptotermes secundus
Lineage: Eukaryota; Metazoa; Arthropoda; Insecta; Blattodea; Kalotermitidae
Gene: Rga
Product: CCR4-NOT transcription complex subunit 2
Exons: 7
Coding region: 147-1478 (443 amino acids)
Biological process (GO): nuclear-transcribed mRNA poly(A) tail shortening; regulation of stem cell population maintenance; regulation of DNA-templated transcription
Cellular component (GO): P-body; CCR4-NOT core complex
Source: RefSeq, a predicted model, not a curated record
UUACUUCAGAAAUAUUGCAUUUAAGUUUUUGUUCCAUUUUGCAUUUUGUUUCCGAGUAUUUAAUACAAUAUAGCACAUGAUUGACAGAAAUUAAUUUUCUCUGUCGAACGUUCUGUAAGCCUAAAUCAUUCAGUGCGAAGUAGGCUAUGGCCAACCUGAACUUCCAACAGCCUCCAAGGAGCAUAGGAAGUCAAAAUCUCAGGGGAGGAGGAUUCAGCACAGGUUCUCUCUCAGGCCAUGUUACACCCACAUCAGGCAUGUUUCCAGGCUCUGCAGGCCUCACAAGUUCCUUCACCCCACAGCAGUUGUCCCCAAACAGGAAUCUGCAAAUGGGAAACCGUUUGUUUGGCAGCGGACAGAGAGCUUUUCCAGAUAGAAGGUCCAUACCAGGCCUUGGAGUCAGUAGUUCAAAUCCAGUGGGCAGCAUGCCAAGUUUUGGAAUACCCCAGAGUCGCUAUGGGUCUCAGGGCACUAUCAGCAACUUCCAUACUGUUUUUGGUGUUGGUAGUGGGGAGACAAGUACACCACCACUUCUUGACCUGUCAGAGUUCCCCUCGCUUACAAACAGAGCAGGCCAAGGUGAUCCCAUGCCACAGCCAAGUCCGAUGCCAGGCAAGCAGCCUUACGUUGGGAUGGUGAAGCAGCCAACAGCAGAGGCAAGUGAAUUCACAAUGAGUUCAGAAGACUUUCCUGCACUUCCUGGCACUCAGAACACAGAUGGACCAUCACCAGGUGGGAGUGUAUCAGGAGACAAAGGCAUCUCAGGGGGAGUUGGUUCAGAACUGGGUAACCAGGAGUCCACACCUACCAACAGAGCACCUGGUGCUGAGAAGUCACAGGCAGCGAAGAGGGGCAUUCAGACAUCUCCUGAUGGGAAAGUGACGCACAUCCCUGCAAGCAUGGUGAAGGACCAGUUUGGCAUGGUGGGGCUGCUCACCUUCAUAAGAGCGGCAGAAACAGACCCAAACCUUGUUUCACUGGCGCUGGGACAGGAUCUCACAGUACUUGGGCUCAACCUCAACUCUCCAGAGAACUUGCAUUCAAAUUUUGGUGGUCCAUGGGCAGAAACACCUUGUCGUCCGCAGGAUAUUGACUUCCACGUCCCACCUGAGUACCUCAUCAAUGCAACCAUCAGAUCUGGUGGUUGCAGGGAGAAGCUAGCGCCAGUGAAACUGAACCGGUAUAAAGAUGACUUGUUGUUCUACAUGUUCUACACCAAUGUGGGGGAUGUUCUACAGCUGGCAGCGGCGGCCGAGUUGUAUAGCAGGGAGUGGCGAUACCACACAGAGGAGAAGGUGUGGAUUACACAGGCACCAGGCUUGGGCGCUGUCGAGAAAACUUCUACUUAUGAGCGUGGAACAUACUACUUUUUCGAUGCCCAGAAUUGGCGCAAAGUAGCGAAAGAAUUUCACCUAGACUACAACAAGCUUGAAGGACGGCCACAGCUUCCUGCCAUCCUGCCUCCUCAACCUGUAUGACCACUGCAACCAGCACCACUGCAGUGAGGAACUGUUUCCUUGACACUUCUCUGUUCUCUCCAA